Magnolia sinica is the source of this 2317-nucleotide messenger RNA. Its product is annotated as sodium/proton antiporter 2. Gene Ontology annotation, molecular function: antiporter activity. The coding region runs from base 20 to 1840 and encodes 606 amino acids. Gene Ontology annotation, cellular component: membrane. Gene Ontology annotation, biological process: transmembrane transport; sodium ion transport. The transcript is spliced from 10 exons. The record is from RefSeq and is a predicted model, not a curated record. Lineage: Eukaryota; Viridiplantae; Streptophyta; Magnoliopsida; Magnoliales; Magnoliaceae.
CAAUCGGAGACGUCAAGAAAUGGCAACUUUCUCUACCGGAAAUCAGCUCUGCACCUACGGUUGCCGAGCCUACAAAGUGGCUGCUGCUACUCCUAAUUCCUCCUCUUUCCACAGCCUGCUGCAACAGAGGCAGCAAAGACCCCACUCUCUGCUGCGCUCCGCUUAUUUCCCACAGAGAGUAAGCGUUCAGAGAAGGCGCGGCACCGCCAUUAUUGCCAGAGCAGAAGACAAACCAAACGAUUCUUCUUCUUCAUCUUCAUCUCUUUCGCCUCCCAUUGCCGGUGAAAAGGAACAAGGAUUAUAUGAGGAACUGAAACCGCAAUCAGGAACAUGUGAUCCCUUGUGUUCUGUUGAUGAAAUGAGCUCUCAAGAUUUUGAAGCUAACUACCAGCCAAAGGCUGACUUGCUGAAAGCUCUUGCAAUUCUUGCGUCGGCUGUGGCAGGGGCUGUUGCUCUUAAUCAUUCUUGGGUAGCUAAUAAUCAGGAUGUUGCUAUGGCAUUGGUAUUCGCAUUAGGAUAUGCUGGCAUUAUUUUUGAGGAAUCUCUAGCAUUCAAUAAAAGUGGAGUUGGACUGUUGAUGGCAGUUUGCUUAUGGGUCAUAAGAAGCAUUGGGGCCCCUUCAACUGAUAUUGCUGUGACUGAACUAAGCCAUGCAUCUGCUGAAGUCAGUGAGAUAGUUUUUUUCGUGCUUGGUGCAAUGACAAUCGUAGAAAUAGUUGAUGCACACCAAGGUUUUAAACUGGUUACUGACAACAUCACGACUCGGAAACCACGAACCCUCCUUUGGGUGAUUGGUUUAGUGACAUUUUUCCUUAGUUCAAUCCUGGACAACCUUACAUCAACAAUUGUUAUGGUCUCCUUAUUGCGGAAAUUGGUUCCUCCCUCAGAAUACAGGAAGUUUCUAGGAGCUGUUGUAGUGAUAGCAGCAAAUGCUGGUGGUGCGUGGACUCCUAUCGGUGAUGUCACCACAACUAUGUUGUGGAUACAUGGUCAGAUUUCCACGUUGCAAACAAUGAAGGGCUUGUUUAUUCCUUCUGCCCUUUCCUUGGUUGUCCCACUGGCUCUUAUGUCUCUUACCAGUGAAGUUAAUGGGAAUGGACCAGAAUCUUCCAAUGUUUUGACUUUAGAGCAAAUGGCUCCUCGAGGACAACUUGUUUUUGCUGUUGGUAUUGGGGCUUUAGUGUUUGUUCCUGUGUUUGAGGCCAUCACUGGUCUGCCUCCUUACAUGGGUAUUCUUCUUGGACUUGGAGUUCUUUGGAUCUUGACUGAUGCAAUUCACUAUGGAGAAUCUGGCAGGCAAAAAUUGAAAGUACCACAGGCUUUAUCUCGGAUUGAUACACAAGGAGCACUUUUCUUCCUUGGGAUCCUUUUAUCUGUGAGUAGCCUUGAGGCUGCUGGUGUUUUGAGAGAAUUGGCGAAUUACCUUGAUGCCCACAUCCCAAAUAGUGAGUUGAUUGCAAGUGCAAUAGGUGUUGUAUCAGCAAUUAUAGAUAAUGUGCCGCUCGUUGCAGCGACAAUGGGAAUGUAUGAUCUAACAUCGUUCCCACAAGAUUCUGAGUUUUGGCAGCUGAUUGCUUUUUGCGCGGGCACCGGAGGUUCUAUGCUUGUCAUUGGCUCUGCAGCUGGGGUUGCAUUUAUGGGAAUGGAAAAGGUGGAUUUCUUUUGGUACCUACGGAAGGUGAGCGGAUUUGCCUUUGCAGGUUAUACCACGGGUAUUGUUGCAUAUUUAGCAAUGCAAAAUCUCCACUUUUCGUUCCCCAACGCUUUCGCUCAGAUUCCUGCUCAGGUUCCUUUUCUUUCUAGCUAUUACUUACACAUGAUGUUUCAGGCCACCUCAUAAUCAGUAGGUAGUUCAAUCUUGUUUGUAUUGGACCAUAUCUGCCAAUACAUAUUGACACGUGUUAUGACAAAGGAAUAGUUGUUCUCAGUAUCAACAAAAAUAACAUAAGACUAUCAUACACCAUCAGAGAUUUGCCAAUAUGGUAGGCAUUUGGAGAUGCAUAUCAGGUAUUGUUCAUCAACCAGAUUUAUCAAAUGCUCAGACAGUGCAGUGCUUUUGGCCAGCGGCCAUUGCUUUGGAGUUUUCUUCCUAAAUUAUAUGAUUCACAGAGAUGAAAUGGAUGGAUUGGUGUGGUGUAUGAAAUUUUGUUGGAUCCCCAUAACUGUAAUAGCGGGGCACGACAAAGUAAUACAGGAAAGGAGCCAUGGAAGAUGAGACGCUAGCUGCUUUUAUUUGUUUAGCUUGAUGAAUGUGGUCUCUUGUGACUAUGAAAAUCAGCAUUCGUAAUUCAAUAAAAUUGAUGCGGUUUCUUCCUUA